Molecule: messenger RNA, 1054 nt
Organism: Teleopsis dalmanni
Lineage: Eukaryota; Metazoa; Arthropoda; Insecta; Diptera; Diopsidae
Product: mediator of RNA polymerase II transcription subunit 25-like
Exons: 1
Coding region: 245-958 (237 amino acids)
Source: RefSeq, a predicted model, not a curated record
AACGUUGCUUACUUGCAAAUUGUACGGACAAUUUAAAUCAGCUGAUAUUUGACUGCAAAAAAGGUGCUAUAAAAAAGCACAACUAGAGCUCUUCGCCGUGCCUCGGCAACUUACGACUAAGCUCGGCAAGGGGUUAAAACAUAUGAACUGGAUGGAACAGUUGUAUCGUUCAGCUCUUUUAUACGGCAUAUUCGCUUCUUGUUCUUUCUUUUUCGAAGGUGCUUGAGAGAGUUAACGUUGGUUUAUGUCAGUUCGACGCGUGGCAAAUUUAACAGCUAGAAAUUUGGCCAUGGAUACUGCCGAAAAUAAUCAACAACAAGAAUUAUAUACUGCUCCAGAAAAUGUGAAUAUUGUACAACAAGAAGGUCGACCACUGACUGAAGCUAAUGGUACUCGUGAAAUGCAAGAAAAUGAAGUGGUGCCUGUUUCUCCUUUAUCCACCAGUGAGACUUGUGCUCGUACUCGCGAGCGUGAAAUGAAAUGGAUAGGAAAAUUGAAAUGGUAUAAAAUGUCAAAACGUAGCGGGCAAAAAAUAACACGCACAGCACUGUGUGCAAUUAGCUUAGGACCUGGUAAUCCCGUAGUGAAAUGCAAUAGAUGGGCCAAAAACAUAACUUUGCAAUUAAUUCCUAAAGAUGUGGUGGGAAAUAUAAGCCGGUUGACUGAAGAUUGUGAAGAGAUUACAUUCAACGUAGCUCUAUGUAAUGCAUUUCAUUCGCUUGCAAAAAGAAUAAAAGAAUUUGUCGGCUGUGUAUACUUUAAACGUAGUACCACUAGGACCGCUGGCGAUAUAAUGGUGGCAUUAAUUCUGUGCGCACGAGUGAAGGAUGGAUUUUUAGGUUUUAUACCCAAAAAUGAUUCGAUGAUUGUGGAGCGACUACGCAAAUACAUUCAACUGGUACAAAUGGCUGAGAACACCAAUGCAGUUGGAAACAGCAACAUAAUGCAUUCCACUUAAAUUGUUAAAAAUUUUAAAUACGAAUACGUAAAAUAAAUAAAGAAUGCUAAAAUCAGUUUAGCUGACUAUCAGUUUGAUAGUUUAUUUAAAAAAGAA